GUCAGGUCAUAGUUGAUGCCGACAAAAGACAAAUAUUUCAGUACGAUUAUGCGUUCGGACCAGACGCUACACAAGAAGAGGUUUAUGAGAAAUCAGUGACCAACUUGCUCGGAAAAUUUCUGGAAGGUUACAAUGUAACAAUUUUAGCCUACGGUCAAACCUCGUCUGGGAAAACGUAUACUAUGGGCACAGCUGACAAUGAUUUCAUACCUCCCGAGUCGAAGGGCAUGAUUCCUCGUACAAUAAAUACACUUUUCGAAAAAAUUGAAGCUGAACAAUGCAAAACAUCGAAAUUUUCGGUGAAGGUUUCAUUCAUUGAAAUUCACAAUGAAGAUCUAAUUGAUCUCCUUGGAGAAGGAGAAGAGUAUGAGAGGCCACCAGUCACUAUCCGAGAGGACGUCAAAGGGAAUAUAUAUUGGACCGGUUUACAGGAACUCAAAGCAAAUUCAAGUUUAGAAGGAUACGAUGGAGAAUGGGAGACAAUAACGAGCAAGUUUCACUUUGUGGAUUUGGCUGGAAGCGAGAGGUUAAAACGUACUGCUGCAAGUGGCGAUCGAGCAAAAGAGGGAAUAUCUAUAAACUCUGGAUUGCUUGCGUUAGGCAACGUUAUCUCGGCCCUUGGCGAUCCUAAUAAAACAAAACACAUGACUCACAUUCCUUAUCGGGAUUCGAAGCUUACACGUCUACUGCAAGAUUCUCUUGGUGGGAAUGCACAGACAUUAAUGAUUGCUUGCGUUUCACCUGCAGAAUUCAAUCUUAAUGAAACAAUAAACACACUCAAGUAUGCAAACCGUGCACGUAAUAUUAAAAACAUGGCUUCAGUGAACAAGGAAGAAUCCGGUUGGAAUGACGUCUCUCACCUGCAAGGCUUAGUCAUAAAACUUCGUGCAGAAGUGUCUACCCUUAAAAAUCUUCUUGCCAACGGGCAUCAUCAAUCUGGUGGUGGAAAUGUUAGUCCUGGAAGAGUCACACCCACGCCUACUACGCCCACCACACCAAAUGGAAUUAAACUACCUGGUAGAAGUAACUCGAUAUCAUCGAUUCCAGGAAGAAGUACCCCAACUUCCGGUAUUCCGGGGAGAAGCACUCCGACUUCUGGAAUUCCGGGAAGGAGCACUCCAACCGGGAUACCGGGGAGGAGCACUCCAACUACAGGAAUGCCAGGACGUAGUAUGUACAAUAACAUUGCAAAUAACAGGGAGCCAGUAAAUCGAAUGAGACCUGGAUCGCCAUUGACCACUUUCGCACAUGGUGGUAAUGUGCAAGUGCACAAGGACAAAGAAGUGGAAAUCUUGGAAGAGCAACUGAUGCAACUUCAGAGGUCAUAUGCGGAGUUAUCUCAGAAAUAUGCUAAGACUUCAGCAGAAUUAGCAAUGCACCAAAAUAAUUAUGACGAAUUGGAGAGCACUACUAAAAACGAACCACAGAUUGAGAACUAUGAAAAGAUGAUUUCGUCACUUGAGAGUAAUCUAGCUAUUACAAGUGCGGCCCUACUUCAUUCAGAGACACUUUUACGGGAACAAGAAAGUCAAAUGAAGGAGUUGGAGCAGGAAAACGAAUUAAAUAAAAAUAAUAUGAAGGAUCUUCAACAUCAAAUCAAAGAUCUCGAAUCGAAACUACAAAACCAAGAAAUUGUAGCUCGAACAAGAAUACAGAAUGACAGCUACCCCGAAAAAUUCAUAAGUGAAACUGUUCAGUUGUUGGAAAGGCGUCUAGAAGAAAAGGACACGUAUUGCGCGGAAUUAGAGGAGAAAUUAGAACGAGCCACUAAGGAUGAAAACACAAAGCAACUGAGGGAGGAACUUGACGAUCGUGAUUUUAGAAUUACUCAACUCGAGUCCAAAUUAAACCUCUUGGUCGAAGAAGUUUACAAGUUUCGGAAUAUGGAAGGUUUUCGAUAUCAAUCCGAAACUGGCCCCUUAGAUUCUACAUCUGCUUCUUCAUCGAGUUUCGACACAAUAUGA
Messenger RNA from Acaulospora colombiana, 1964 nucleotides. The record is from the annotation of a GenBank genome assembly. NCBI's taxonomy places the organism in Eukaryota, Fungi, Glomeromycota, Glomeromycetes, Diversisporales, Acaulosporaceae.